This is a messenger RNA of Daucus carota subsp. sativus, 2329 nucleotides long. RefSeq names its product la-related protein 1C. Bases 306 to 1730 code for a protein of 474 amino acids. Lineage: Eukaryota; Viridiplantae; Streptophyta; Magnoliopsida; Apiales; Apiaceae. Gene Ontology annotation, molecular function: RNA binding. The record is from RefSeq and is a predicted model, not a curated record. The transcript is spliced from 6 exons.
GAGAUGAACGUGAGGGGUAUUAGGGUUUGCAAAGGAAGUGGGCGCGUGAGAAGCACACAGAAAAUAAAAAAGAGGGCCGUAAACUAGUGGGGCAUUUGUUUGUAUUGGGGCAGGCUUUGUAGCAACCACGCCACCAGUAGACUGUGUGUAGCGACGAUCGCUGUGUGAUCGAUUCACUCGUUUAAUCAAAACCAUAAAACCCUAGGUAGCUAUAUGUUUCGUCAACCAAGAAUGUAUUUUUGCUGAUUAUUAUCAAUUGAGAUUGUAAUUAGUGAUUAUUGUCAUCGACUUAGCGAAUUGAAUCCAUGGCGGCAUCCAGCGAAUCGAUCGCUCCUUGUUUAUCGGUUUCUGAAGACAAUGCUGCAGCGACAAAGUCGUCGGCGUCGUCGUCUCCUUGGAUGAAACCUGUAAACGGCGUCGUGGAGCCUGUCAUGGGGAGAGACUCGUGGCCUACCAUUACUGAGUCCACUCGCUAUCCGCUGCUCGUUAAGUCUUCUUCUGAUCCACCCGAUGCUGCAGCAGCAGCGGCGUCGUCGCUUUCUGUUUCCGUUUCUAAGGGAUCUGUCAAAUCAAAUGCGCAUCAAAAAGCUGACACCAAUGGGAGCCCUAAUUCGUCUAAUCACAAUGCACACCCACAUCCUGUGCGACAAAGGCCAAGCAAGAGAGGUGGUGGUGCAGCUGGUGGAUCAGUACAGAGUGGCUUUAGUCGACCAAUACCCCCAUCUCCAACACCACCCCCAUUCCCAAUACCUUUUGGUUUGUUACCACCAAUGAUGGAUCUACAAGUUAGAGAGCCUCCAUUUAAGGGCAAUACCUGGGAAAGCAGACCAGUCGGAGGGGUUGGGUCUCAGUCAAACAAUGGAAAUGAUCACUCAUCACAACGGCAUCCCUCCAGGAGAGGAAACUAUGGCUCCCGUCCCCGUGGAGAUGGAAUGCAUUAUAAUGGUCAUGGGGGAAGGCGUGAUCAAGACCGUAACUGGAAUCCUCCCCGGAAUUCUACUGCAAGGGAUGUUCAUAUGCAUCAAAUGGCUCCUCCCCCACCUCCCCCUCCUCGCUUUAUGAGACCAGGACUCCCGGGUUCUACGCCAUUCAUUCCACUCCCACAUGUGUAUGGGAAUCCCAUGCCUUUUGAAUUUGUCCGGCCCAUUCUGUACGGUCCACCAUUGCCACCAGAGUCGUUAAGGGGCGUUCCGUUGAUUCCUUCACAGGUUCCCCCACCGGUGGUUUUUCCUUUUGUUGAUCCUAAUCUACCUUCUCUAUUAGUCAAUCAGAUCGACUAUUAUUUCAGUGAUGAUAAUCUGGUGAAAGACGAAUUCUUAAGGUCAAAAAUGGAUGAACAAGGAUGGGUGAAUAUUAGUGUAAUAGCCAACUUUCGACGGGUUCUGAGUUUGACAAGCAAUGUCCAGCUGAUCUUGGAUGCUUUGGGAACAUCAACAGUUGUUGAAGUACAGGGGGACAAGAUUAGAAGGCGUGACAACUGGAAGAAAUGGAUAUCCCCAUCAAGACAGGUUGACCCUGACUCUGCAUUAUCUUCUCCCAUUCAAUUGAUUGAUAAAGUGCUGGAAACUUCCAUUCAGAAUAUCACACUAGAUGAGUCCGAUUCUAGCAAACUCAGGACUGUGGAAACCGGGGAUGCUCACUUGGAGGUGUUUCCUGGGAAAAUAUCUGGUGAAGCAACAAGUUCUCAGACCAAAGUAGGUAAUGGGGUGGAUACUGCUGGAGAAGUGUAAGACCAGUUAUUGCCGUAAAACGAUAUAUGAUUGUGGGCAAUAUUGGUAUUAAUUGUAUCUUAGACGAAGAGGGAAGAAAACGUGCUGUGGUCUUGGGGCCUUUUCUUUUGUCGAGGAAUCUAAAAUUUUGCAGUUUUCAUGAGGGAAGUUAAAACUUAUAAAGUUACCUAUAUUUUAUAUAGACAAAUGGAGAGCUUAUUUAGAAAAAAGAAAAAGAAAAAAAAAAUUGAGACAUUGACUGAGAAAAUUGUUUUGGGUUUGUAUAGAUGUUAUGUGGACAAUUGAGUCUGUACUUUUGGCAAGUUGAUCUGGGCUUGUUUUAAGGGAUGACAAUUUGCAGGCUAGAGCACGGCCUGUGAUGGGGGGAAAGAAUGUGAAAUACCAUGCCAUUUGAUUGGUUGGGUCAUGGGUGUCAUGAAUAGGCGGGAUGUAGUCUAGUCUCUAUACUAAAUUUUUGGUCUGUACUUACCAGACCCUAUAGCCCCCCUUUAUCAUUUUAUUUUUUAGAAUGUUUUGUUUCCUUAUUUUAUAAUUGUACUUGCCAUGAAUACUAACUAUAAGGGUACAUCUUGAAUAUACCUUUCAAGACUUUUUGUUGA